Symsagittifera roscoffensis is the source of this 2932-nucleotide messenger RNA. RefSeq names its product BRCA1-associated RING domain protein 1-like. The transcript has 8 exons. Gene Ontology annotation, cellular component: nucleoplasm. Lineage: Eukaryota; Metazoa; Xenacoelomorpha; Acoela; Convolutidae. Gene Ontology annotation, molecular function: protein binding. The record is from RefSeq and is a predicted model, not a curated record. The coding region runs from base 43 to 2274 and encodes 743 amino acids.
AUUUGAUCUUUUAAAUUUUUGAACUUUGAAACGACAACUAAAAUGUCUUCUGCCGACGUCGAAAAGCCAACCCAAGGACUGAAAGAGGAACAGUUUGAGAAAAAAGAAGCUGACAGCGAGCAAGCGAUGGAUCAAAAUGAAAUGAGCGACUUGAAAUCUAGCGAAGUCUCACAAAGUGCAACAGGGGCGGAGAAUAAAGAGGAAUCGAACUCUAAGAAAAAGGAUGAUGCAGUUAUCGGCGUGAUUAAAAAGGAUCCAACCGAUAAAAGUGGGAAUGAUAAAUCGAAACGAAAGAAUCUGAAGUGCUCCAAGUGUGAUUUGGUGUCGAAUAUUGUGUUGUUGUUUUACAAUGUGAACUGUCAGCAUGUGUUGUGCACCAAGUGUCUGCAGUUAUUGGGCCAUGUGACCCAGCUGAAGUGUGACACAGUGUUGAGCAAUGGUGCUAAGUGUGACGCAUUGUGGACUAGGAAAAGCACCAACAUAUUGACCUAUGUUGACCCCUUGUUCAUUAAUGCUGUGACGGUUGAACUGAAAGGUAAUGCGAGCUUGAAUGUGGAUAAGUCGGAUACUAACGUGGAAGUAUGUCUGGACAAUGCGGCUCUCAAGUUCCUGAGGAGUAUCAAACCAUGUGUGCCCGGACUGCCUACUCUGGAAAACAAUCCACUGGAUGCCCCCCAGGGAGAAGCGAAAGCCACUGAUGAUUCUGAAGUCACACCCCUCGCUUCGCCCCCUCGGAAGCGAGCCAAGAAAUCUGACGGAUCUCAGAAAGAGGAAACAACUCCGGGCCCCAGGAAGACAACUGCGAGGACAGCGGCCAAAGAAGCUUCUAAAAGCGAACCGAAAACCCCUAAGCAAGAAUCCAAUACAGCUGUUUCUGCGAAUGUGGCUAAGAGUACCGAUAAUUCGAGUGAAAGUAAAGACCAAGAGGAAGAAGCUAAAUCUGUACCGUCAACAGUCGUAGCAUCAGGAGUGGAUCAACAGAACCCUCUUUUGGGUCGUACUCUGAGCAGUGUGGAGAACAAGAUUGUGCCGAAGGUGAAGUUGAAUGCGGCCAAUGACCCUGCCACAUACAAGAAGGUGAUGAAGAAGAACUUCAAAGGUGAGACUGCUCUGCAUGCUGCGUGUCAGAGAGGUCAAGUGGAGAAGGCGAGGGAGUGGCUGGAGAUGGGCUCAGACCCCAACACCUCAGACAACGCCAAUCUCAGACCCAUUCACGAACACGGCGUCAUCAUGAAGCCGGAGUUGUGCCAGCUGUUGUUGGAGUACGGGGCUGAGGUGAAUGUGGCGGGAGGGGAUGAGAAUUUGAUGCCCCUGCACAUCGCCAUCAGCAACAACUGUGUGGAGACCGCCAAACUCCUCAUCCGAUUCGGAGCUGACCUCAACGCCACAGGAAAGGAUGCAAGUGGAAAUGAGUUCACGUCUUUGUCUCUCGCUGAAAAAAUGGCCAAAGAAUACGGCUGCACUGAUCUCCUACAAGCAGUGAAAGAGACCAAGAGGGAAAUAUUCGAGCCGGUCAAGCCUCCAGUCGCACUGGUAUCUGGACCGCCUCCAGUUCUGGGCAAACCCAUUAUAUUCUCGGUGUCUGGCUUAAGCGACGAGGAAAAGAAUUUGGUGGCGAGUUUUGCUGAGAAAUUCCCGAUGCGAGUCAUGCUAAGUCAGAACUACAACAAUGACUGCAAUGUGAUUGUGUGUGGAAAGGCGAAGACUAAAGCAACCAGCUACCCGCCGUCUAUUAAAGUGUUAGCAGCUAUUUUGACCAAUGGCAACGUGGUUGACAUCAACUGGAUGCGAGAAAGCAUGAGUAACAGGACUUACUUGGAUUAUGAGAAUUACCUGAUUGAAUCGGUUUGCGGGAUCAAGGGUGGAGUUCUGCGAGCGAGGGAAACCAAUAAGACAAACCCCAAGAAAAUCUUCAACGGCCUCAAGUUCGUCGUGCAAGAAAAACUGGCCACUUUCAAAUACAACGAAAUCUGUCUUCUGAUCGAGAUCGGCGACGGACAGCUUCUGGGCAAUGCGCCGGAGUAUUCAGCGGGGAAAAAGUUGCUGAACGACCCGAAGGUCAAAAUCGAAUUCAUGAAGGAAGACUCGAUGAUAGGCGAUAUGAGGCUAAUCUUCGUGACUGAAAACAUUUUUGGUCACAUUGAGAAAAUUCAGGACGGCACUUACAAGGUCUCGCCUGAUUGGAUUGUGAAUUGUGUCGCCAGUUUCUCGCUGCUGUCAAAUGUGUUUCCAAAGUGCUCAUCAACUGAAACUGCGACAAAACCUGAAUGGUGAAAUGAAUACAUUAUGCAACAUUUCGACGUCUAAAUUAACGUGAGAAAAUUGGGAUACUUAUUCAGAAAAAGACGUCAAAAUGCAGCAUCUGAAACAUGUUUACGAUAACCAGAUCUCCGAGGAUUCUAAUUGCUGUUCUUUUUCUACUUUUCAACCUAUUUAUUAACUCUGAAACUCUAUUUAUUAACCCUUUUUCUCAAUUGCUGAUUUGGGCUCUGAACUUACCUUUUCAGAGUCUGCUUUCUCCAUGCUGAUUUUAACGCCAUUUAAUCAAUUUUGAAAAACUUUGACAUUUGAAAGCUCUUUUUAUCCAAAUGUUGCUAUUUGUGGUUUGAACGGUCUUUGAUGUUCUUUAGUUAAGCUUUAUACAAGCAGUUUUGUUUUGAUCAACAAGUUUGGCUAUUUUAACCAAAAUUUUGAAUUCGCUUUUCAGUAUUGAAGUGCUUAAAGAAAUGUUUCUCUUUAAGUCGCCCAAAAGAAAUGAUUUGAGUGCAAUUAACUAUGCAUAUGAAAUGCUUUCAAUUUCGAAUACGAUUUGAAUUGAAAUCAAUUUUACUUGGUUUGAUUCUGAGUUAAGAAAAACUACGCAAAGAAACAUCAGUAGCUUGAGUGUGGCCAGGAUUUGUACUUUUCGCAAACUGGAAAUUUUUUCCAAAAA